GCACGUUCAGCUGAUCAAUUACAGAUCUGCAGUUGCGUUGAUUAGAUUGAUGUUAAGCGAAAAUCAAAAAAAUCUAAUAAAGAAAAAACAUCAUUCAUGGCUCUUAACCGACAUACUUCUGGUUGCAUUCACGACAUUAACUCGCUUAUACGUUAUCCACGUAAAGCGACUCCAAUGAUCUUUGGCCGAUUCCAAUCAUCUAAGAGUGCAUUUAAUUCACCCAUAUUCAAACAAUACAAAGAACGUAGCAAUUUAAAAAUGCCAGAUUCUCCUGUACCAGUUUCAGUUGAAAUGCCAAUAGUAGCAUCACCAAGAUCAUUACACAUUUCAACAUCAACUACUCAACGUAUUGAUGGAAGGUCUCCCCUUGGUAUUCCUAAUGGGAUUCAUACAUCAAGCCCAAAUGGUCCACUUUCUCCAGGAAUGUUAAAUGGUAUGCAAUUGCCACCAAUAUGUGGUGCUAGGCAACUUAGCAAGUUAAAACGAUUUUUAACAACGCUUCAACAGUUUGGUUCUGAUAUAUCUCCUGAUAUAGGAGAACGAGUUCGUGUGUUGAUAGUCAAUCUUAUUAAUAAUGGUGUUACUGUUGAAGAGUUUCACCAACAACUUCAGGAUGCUACUAAUUUCCCGCUUCGCCCAUUUGUCAUCCCUUUUUUAAAGGAGAACUUACCACUACUCCAGCAAGAAUUAUUAAACUGUGCUCAUCUUUCCAAAAGGUCACCACAUCAAUAUAUGACACCUGUUGCAGAUAUGGAUCGUGAACAAGAACGAAUCAAAACGGAAGUAGAAGACUUUGGUUUCGAAAGACCCCUUGGUGAAAAACGAAAAAAUGAAAUUGAACUCAGACUAAAAGAAAACGGACACCAUUCAGAUUCUUUGGGAUCUUCACCAGUUAAAAAGAAAUACCAUGGAGUUGGGUUCGAUUCAGAAGGAAGCGUCUUUGUUGAUCAAUUGAUGGAAAACAUUAAAAAUGAUUCUGAUGAAUGGAGAAACGUAGAAACGAUGUUACAAUAUAUUGUCAGUUUUGUAGAAAAAGCGAAGCGUUCAAUCACUAUUCUUCAGGAACGAUGUUUAAGGGACCGCGAAGAAAUGGCUUCAUGGGCUCGUGCAAUGGCUGCUGAUGCUGAAAACGAAAUUAAAAGACGAACAGAAGCAGCAAUUGACCAAAGCAGUCGCAAUACUGAAGAAAGAGUAAACGAAUUAAAACGAUGCGCUGAAGAAGCUGUUAAUGAUGUUAAGCGGCAGGCUGUUGUUGAGUUACAAAAAGCUGUAACCGCUGCAGAAGAGAAAGCUAACGACGCUCUUAACCAAGCGCAUCAGCGUCGUGAAAAGGCUAUCAUGGAUGCUCGUAGGCAGGCUGCUGAGGAUGCUCUUUUAAUUGCCAACCUGCAGGAAAAUUCUAAAGAAAAUUGCUGGAAUUGCGGAAGAAAAGCAAAUGAGACAUGUAGUGGUUGUAGCGUGGCUAGAUAUUGUGGAUCAUUUUGUCAGCAUAAAGAUUGGGAACAUCACCACAAAGAGUGUGGAAAGCAUGCUAAAGAUACUAUUUUAAAACCAAAAUCUCCACGCAGUUUAGCCGACAAAAUUGAAUCUGGUAAACCCACUCAAGAAAAGAAAUGUAGUCCUCGUCCUGUAGCUCCUUCAAUCAACCCUGAGAGUCUAAAUACUAGCAAAUGUGAUUCAACAACAUUAAUAAGUGCUCCUCAACAAUAGAAUUUUGUAGACCAUAUAACUAAAAUUUCCCCCUCCUAAUGUCUCACUUUAAAGUCACUUUGUAUAUAGUCAUUGUAAAUAUGUCAUACUGUUUGUAUAUUCCUUCCAUAUGUGCUUCAUUAAGUUAACAGAACAUUUUUGAUAUCAAUAUUUUGAGAUAAAAGUUUAGUCGUGACGUUGUAGCAUGCGCCGUGCAUUUUGUCUUCAUAUGGUUGUUCGAAUCAUUAUGAAAUUACUCGAAAAACUAUUUAAAGAGUUUUUUUUUUGACACUUUUGCAUUAUUCAUAUAUUAGUUAUCAUAUUGUAGAUAAAUUCUGCGAUAAUUAUUCAGAUAAAUCCCUUACGUAGA
Messenger RNA from Hydra vulgaris (swiftwater hydra), 2059 nucleotides. RefSeq names its product protein CBFA2T2. Gene Ontology annotation, biological process: negative regulation of DNA-templated transcription; DNA-templated transcription. Gene Ontology annotation, molecular function: transcription corepressor activity. The record is from RefSeq and is a predicted model, not a curated record. Lineage: Eukaryota; Metazoa; Cnidaria; Hydrozoa; Anthoathecata; Hydridae. Gene Ontology annotation, cellular component: nucleus.